CAUGAUCGCCGCGGCUUUCCUGGUCCUGCUGAGACCCUACAGCAUCCAAUGUGCCCUCUUCCUCUUGUUGCUUCUGCUGGGCACCAUCGCCACGAUCGUCUUCUUCUGCUGCUGGCACCGCAAGCUCCAGAAAGGAAAGCAUCCUAUGAAAUCUGUCUUUUCGGGUCGUUCAAGGAGCCGAGAUGCUGUUAUGAGAUCUCACCACUUUCGUUCUGAGGGAUUCAGAGCAAGCCCUCGGCACAGCAGAAGGCGAGCUGCAGCCGUUGCAGCUGCCCGUCUGGAAGAAGCCAAGCCUGUGGUGGAAGUUCACCAUCAGAGCGAUAAAGAGAUCUUGGUGAGGAAACGAAGAAUCAAGAAAAGCAGUCGAGUCCAGCCAGAAUUCUAUCAGUCUGUCCAAGGUGCUUCAACCAGAAGGCCUAGUUCCGGGAACGCGUCCUAUUGCUGCUCUGUGUCUUCCUCUGCGGAUUUUUCCGAUGAGGAUGAUUUCAGCCAGAAAUCUGGCUCGGCAUCUCCUGCUCCCGGAGACACAUUACCGUGGAAUUUGCCUAAACAUGAGAGAUCAAAAAGAAAGAUUCACGGGGGCUCGGUGCUGGACCCCGCUGACAGAGCAGUCCUUAGGGUAGCAGAUGAACGGGACAAAGUUCAAAAGAAAACGUUUACGAAAUGGAUAAAUCAGCAUCUCAUGAAGGUUCGAAAGCAUGUGAAUGAUCUCUAUGAAGACUUAAGGGAUGGACACAAUUUGAUCUCCCUUUUAGAGGUUCUUUCGGGAGAUACCCUGCCAAGGGAGCGAGAUUUUUUGAAGACCUUACGAUUGGUGAGUGCCACAGAAGCAUGCGAAUAUGAACAGCAUGAGGAUGUGGAGGAUGAGGAUAAGGGGCCCAGAGAGAAAGGUCGGAUGCGUUUUCACAGACUACAGAACGUGCAGAUCGCACUCGACUAUUUGAAAAGACGCCAGGUGAAAUUAGUCAACAUUAGAAAUGAUGACAUAACAGAUGGAAAUCCCAAGUUGACUUUGGGAUUAAUAUGGACAAUAAUUUUGCACUUUCAGAUAUCUGAUAUCCACAUUACUGGAGAAUCAGAGGAUAUGUCUGCAAAAGAGAGAUUGCUACUGUGGACACAGCAGGCAGUAGACGGUUAUGCUGGAAUACGGUGUGAAAAUUUCACUACCUGCUGGAGAGAUGGAAAACUAUUUAAUGCCAUCAUUCAUAAAUACAGGCCGGACCUGAUCGACAUGAAUACUGUUGCUGUUCAAAGCAACCUUGCAAAUUUAGAGCACGCUUUUUAUGUAGCAGAAAAAAUUGGUGUUAUAAGACUUCUGGAUCCUGAAGAUGUUGAUGUCUCCUCCCCUGAUGAAAAGUCGGUAAUAACUUAUGUGUCAUCUCUCUAUGAUGCGUUUCCCAAAGUCCCUGAAGGUGGUGAAGGCAUUGGUGCGAAUGAUGUUGAAGUCAAAUGGAUUGAAUACCAGAAUAUGGUGAACUACCUCAUCAAGUGGAUUAGACACCAUGUGAUCACAAUGUCUGAGAGAACAUUUCCUAAUAGUCCUGUAGAACUAAAGGCACUUUAUAACCAGUAUUUACAGUUUAAAGAAACAGAAAUUCCACCAAAAGAGACAGAAAAAUCAAAAAUUAAACACCUAUAUAAAUUACUGGAGAUUUGGAUAGAAUUUGGACGCAUCAAGCUCCUUCAAGGUUAUCAUCCAAAUGACAUAGAAAAAGAGUGGGGGAAACUCAUUAUUGCCAUGCUCGAGAGGGAGAAGGCACUUCGUCCGGAAGUGGAAAGGCUGGAAAUGUUGCAGCAGAUUGCCAACCGAAUUCAGAGGGACAGCGUCAUUGGUGAAGACAAACUGAUUCUUGCCCGAAAUGCUCUCCAGUCUGACUCCAGAAGAUUGCAAUCCGGGGUGCAGCUUCAGAAUGAAGCAGAAAUUGCCGGGUAUAUACUUGAAUGUGAGAACCUUUUACGCCAGCAUGUGAUCGAUGUACAGAUUCUUACUGAUGGAAAAUACUACCACGCAGAUCAGUUGGUACAGAGGGUUGCAAAGUUGCGCGAUGAAAUUAUGACCUUACGGAAUGAAUGUUCCUCAGUGUACGGCAAAGGACACAUGCUGACAACAGAACAGAUGAAGCUCAUGAUACCAGGAAUUACUCAGAGUUUAAACUCAGGGUUUGCACAGACCGUAAAGCCCACUCUGAACUCAGGGCUGACCCAGAGUUUAACGUCUUCCCUGACCCCUUCUAGUAUGACAUCAGGCCUGUCAUCAGGUCUGACUUCCCGCCUGACUCCAUCCGUCACUCCAGCUUAUACACCUGGCUUCCCAUCAGGAAUAGUUCCAAAUUUCAGUUCAGGGACAGAGACAAAUUCAUUGCAAACUCUGAAGUUGAUGCAGAUCCAAAAGCCCCUUCUAAAGUCUUCUUUGCUGGGUCAGAAUUUAACAGAAGAAGAAAUCAACAUGAAAUUUGUUCAGGAUCUUUUGAAUUGGGUUGAUGAGAUGCAGGUGCAGCUGGAUAGCACUGAAUGGGAUUUGCCAAGUGUUGAAAGCCAUUUAGAAAAUCAUAAAAAUGUUCACCAGGCUAUUGAAGAAUUUGAAUCUAGCCUUAAAGAAGCAAAAAUCAGUGAGAUCCAAAUGACGGGACCUCUUAAACUAAGUUAUGCAGAAAAGCUGUACCGAUUAGAGAGUCAGUAUGCCAAGCUCUUGAGCACAUCCAGGAAUCAGGAGUGGCACCUCGAUACACUCCAUAAUUUUGUAACUCGUGCAACAAAUGAACUUAUUUGGUUGAAUGAAAAAGAAGAAGAGGAAGUUGCUUAUGACUGGAGUGAAAGAAAUACUAACAUAGCUUGGAAAAAAGAUUAUCAUGCUGAAUUAAUGAGAGAACUAGAUCAAAAGGAAGAAAGUAUUAAAUCCGUUCAGGAGAUAGCAGAGCAGCUACUUCUGGAAAAUCAUCCAGCCCGAUUAACUAUUGAGGCCUACCGAGCGGCCGUGCAGACCCAGUGGAGCUGGAUCCUGCAGCUCUGCCAGUGUGUGGAGCAGCACAUCAAGGAGAACACUGCCUACUUCGAGUUUUUCAAUGAUGCCAAAGAAACUACGGAUUACUUAAGGAAUCUAAAAGAUGCCAUUCAACGGAAAUACAGCUGUGACAGAUCCAGCAGUGUUCACAAGCUGGAGGACCUUGUUCAGGAAUCAAUGGAAGAGAAAGAAGAACUUCUGCAGUAUAAAAGCACAGUGGCAAGCCUGAUGGGGAGAGCAAAAACAAUCACUCAGCUGAAGCCAAGGAAUCCUGACUGUCCACUCAAAACUUCUAUUACAAUCAAAGCUAUCUGUGACUACAGACAAAUUGAGAUAACCAUUUUCAAAGAUGAUGAAUGUGUCUUGGCCAACAACUCUCAUCGUGCUAAAUGGAAGGUCAUCAGUCCUACUGGAAAUGAGGCUAUGGUGCCCUCUGUGUGCUUCACAGUUCCCCCACCCAACAAAGAAGCAGUUGACUUUGCAAACAGAAUUGAGCAACAGUAUCAGAAUGUCCUGACUCUUUGGCAUGAGUCUCACAUAAACAUGAAGAGUGUAGUAUCCUGGCAUUAUCUCAUCAAUGAAAUUGAUAGAAUUCAAGCUAGCAAUGUGGCUUCAAUAAAGACAAUGUUACCUGGUGAACAUCAGCAAGUCCUGAGCAAUCUGCAAUCUCGUUUUGAAGAUUUUCUGGAAGAUAGUCAAGAAUCACAAAUAUUUUCAGGCUCAGAUAUAACACAACUGGAAAAGGAGGUUAAUGUAUGUAAGCAGUAUUACCAAGAACUUCUGAAGUCUGCUGAAAGAGAGGAACAAGAGGAAUCAGUUUAUAAUCUCUACAUUUCUGAGGUUCGAAACAUCAGACUUCAGUUAAAGAACUGUGAAGAUCGGUUGAUUAGACAGAUCAGAAAUCCACUGGAAAGAGAUGAUCUUCAUGAAAGUGUGUUCAGAAUCACAGAGCAGGAGAAACUGAAGAAAGAGCUGGAGCGACUUAAAGAUGAUUUGGGGACAAUCACAAAUAAAUGCGAAGAAUUUUUCAGUCAAGCAGCAACCUCUCCAUCAGUUCCUACCUUACGAUCUGAGCUCAGUGUGGUCAUUCAGAACAUGAACCAAGUCUAUUCUAUGUCUUCCACUUACAUAGAUAAGUUGAAAACUGUUAAUUUAGUUUUAAAAAACACUCAGGCUGCAGAAGCCCUUGUAAAACUCUAUGAAACUAAACUGUGUGAAGAAGAAGCGGUUAUAGCCGACAAGAAUAAUACUGAAAAUCUCAUACGUACUUUAAAGCAAUGGAGAUCGGAAGUAGAUGAGAAGAGAGAGGUAUUCCAUGCAUUAGAGGAUGAGUUGCAGAAAGCUAAAGCCAUCAGUGAUGAAAUGUUUAAAACAUACAAAGAACAGGACCUCGAUUUUGACUGGCACAAAGAAAAAGCAGAUCAAUUAGUAGAAAGGUGGCAAAAUGUUCACGUUCAGAUUGAUAACAGGUUACGGGACUUAGAAGGCAUUGGAAAAUCACUGAAGUACUACAGAGAUACCUAUCACUCUUUGGAUGAUUGGAUCCAGCAAGUUGAAACUACUCAGACAAAGAUUCGGGAGAAUCAGCCUGAAAAUAGUAAAACUCUAGUCACAAAGCUGAAUCAACAGAAGAUGCUGGCAUCUGAAAUAGAAAUGAAACACAGCAAAAUGGCUGAGUGUCAAAAAUAUCUAGAAGAGUACUCAAGGACAGUGAAGGACUAUGAAUUACAAAAGAUGACGUACCGCACCAUGGUAGAUUCACAACAAAAAUCUCCAGUGAAACACCAAAGAAUGCAGAGCUCAGCAGAUCUCAUUAUUCAAGAGUUCUUGGACCUAUGGACCCGGUACACGGCUCUGGUCACCCACAUGAGACAAUAUGUUAAAUUUGUCGGUGAUUCAUUGAAGAGGCUGGAAGAAGAGGAGAAGUCACUGGAAGAAGAAAAGAGAGAACAUGUUGAAAAGGCCAAAGAAUUACAGAAAUGGGUGUCAAAUAUCAGCAAGACAUUGAGAGAUGGAGAGAAGGCUGGAAAACCUUCCCUCUCUAAGCAAAAGAUUUCCAGUGAAGAAAUAUCCACCAAGAAGGAACAGUUAUCUGAAGCACUUCAAACCAUGCGGCUGUUUUUGGCUAAACAUGGAGACAAAAUGACAGAAGAAGAAAGGAAUGAACUGGAAAAACAAGUGAAAACUCUUCAAGAAAGUUAUAAUUUAUUCUUUAGUGAAUCUCUGAAACAACUACAAGAAUCACAAAGCUUAAGAGAUACAAAGGUAGAGGAGAAGCUGGAUAAAGUGAUUGCAGGCACCAUUGAUCAGAAAACUGGAGAAGUCCUUUCAGUCUUUCAGGCAGUUUUAAAAGGCCUUAUUGACUAUGACACAGGAAUCAGGUUGCUUGAGACACAGCUAAUGAUUUCUGGUCUAAUUUCACCAGAAUUAAGAAAAUGCUUUGACCUCAAAGAAGCCAAACACCAUGGCCUUAUUGAUGAGCAAGUUCUGUGCCAACUCGAAGAAUUAAACCAAGCAAAGGAGAUUAUUUCUGCUGUGUCAUCCCCCACCAUUCCAGUGCUAGAUGCUCUGGCUCAAGGCAGGCUAUCAGAACCCAUGGCCAUCCGGGUACUUGAGAUUCUGGUUUCCACGGGCUUUCUAGUUGUGCCAGCCACAGGAGAGCAGCUGACCCUGCAGAAGGCCUUCCAACAGUACUGGCUGUCCUCAGCAUUAUUUUCUAAAGUCCUGGAAAGGCAAAAUAUGUGUAAAGAUCUUAUUGACCCCUGCACCUCUGAGAAGGUGUCUUUAGUAGACAUUCUACAAAGAAGUAUCUUACAGGAGAACACUGGGCUGCGGCUUCUACCUGUGAGACCGCAAGAAGGAGGCAGAAUAACAUUAAAAUGUGGAAGAAAAAUAAGCAUUUUAAGGGCUGCUCAUGAAGGUCUCAUAGACCGUGAAACCAUGUUUAGGUUAUUAGGUGCACAGCUUCUCUCUGGAGGUCUGAUCGCCUGCAACUCUGGUCAGAGAAUGACUGUCGAAGAAGCUGUGGCAGAAGGGGUGAUUGACAGAGACACUGCUCAUAGUAUUCUCAUGUAUCAAGUUCGAACGGGUGGAAUCAUCCACUCCAACCCUGCCAAACGUUUAACUGUAGAUGAAGCAGUCCAGUGUGAUUUAAUAACUUCUAGCAGCGCUCUGCUGGUGCUGGAGGCUCAGCGAGGCUAUGUCGGACUCAUUUGGCCACACUCUGGUGAAAUAUUUCCCACAUCUUUUAUCUUGCAGCAAGGAUUGAUUACAAAUGAAUUGGCCUACAAAAUCCUGAAUGGCAGGCAGAAGAUAGCUGCCCUUUAUAUUCCAGAAACUUCUCAAGUCAUUGAUUUGGAUGUUGCUAAGCAGCUUGGAAUUAUAGAUAACAACACGGCAUCGAUUUUAAAAAGUAUAAUCCUGCCUGAUAAAAUGCCAGAGUUGGAAGAUUUAGAAGCUUGUAAAAAUGCCAGAGGAUGGCUCUUUUUUUGUAAAUUCCAUCCAUUUCCAGUCGAUGAUUACAGGCAAGAAGAGGAUGUUUCUGAUGGAGAAGAGCCAGUGACAACUCCGAGCUCAGAACAAACUAAACUAUUAUUCCUGUCUUAUUUGAUGAUAAAUAGCUAUAUGGAUGCAAACACAGGGCAGAGGCUUUUACUGUAUGAUGGAGACUUGAACGAAGCCGUUGCUGAGCUCCUGGAAGGCUGUAGCACAGGACGUGGUGAGGACUUGCCCGUGAAAGAACGUCUUGAUGUCUUAAGACUCCCUGGUGUAUUUCUGAGCAAUGCUUCAGGUACAGAAAAGGAUGAAAGCACAACUUCACCAAAUAGUUUUGAUAAAUAUCAUUGCAAAGAACCUAAAGAAAUCCCUGAAAAUAGAAACCAUGCCAUAGAUGAAGAGUUAAAUGAAAUGGGAAAUAAUGCCACCAGAAAUGAACUUCAUCCGUCAGAAGACCUGGCGAAUGUAGUGAUAACUGAUAAUAAAGUUAAGAAUUCAUCCAAUGUGUGUGUACCCAAUCCUGUAUCAUAUCUAACAGGGUCUGGACUUGCAGAAGUGAGUAUGCUUAGACAAGACCCUGAACACAUACUUGAAAAGUAUAAAAAUCAGAGCCAGGUUGAAACAAAUGAACAUGCAGAUGGAUGUAGUCAUUCUAAAAACAUUCAAAACUUUGCAAGUGAUUUGAUAAUAAAUCCUAUUGUGAAAUCAAAAACUAGUAGAAUCUGUGAUUUGAAUGAAACAGAGAAGGAAGAUAAUAUGAGCAAGGAUUCAGCUAUCUUUGACUAUUCCCCCAGGCUAAGUGCCUUGUUAAGUCAUGAUAAAUUGAGGAAUGAUCAGGGAAGUGGUAACGAUGUUCACACCACAGAGAACCAUGGAAAUAAAUGUGAAGCCCCUCAUGACCAAACCAUGUUGUUAGGCCAAAGAGUGGGAGAAACAUUUCAAGACCAGUUUCUGGGAAUUGCAGCUAUCAGCAUCAGUUUACAGGGAGAACCCUCUCAACAGAAAUCUGUAAAUAUUGGUACUAGCGCUUGUCAGGUACAGUAUCACAAUGAUAAAUGUAUUUCAGAUACUUAUGGUGAGGAUGAAAAAAUGCAUGCUGUUUCCUCAAAGAAACCUGCAGACGAGCAGAGUGAGUCCAAAGUGGAAGAGUACACCUUUGCUGUGACUUCAAAGGGCCAUAGCGACAAUACAUCUCACGUCUGUGGUGCACCCUUGUGUGAAGAAACCAUCAGCGCUGGUGACUAUGAAACAUCGCUACUGGAUGAUCAGCAGAGGGUCUCAGAAACAGACACCGAGAGUGAUGACGAUUUUUAUGAUACCCCCUUGUUUGAAGAUGAUGACCAUGAUUCUCUGCUCCUGGAAGCUGACGACUGUGACUGUCUGCAGCCUGAGGACUAUGAUACCCUGCAGGAGGAAAAUGAGGGGGUGGCUCCUCCUGGUGAUAUAUGUUAUGAUGCUCCAAAAGAGAAUGAAAACCCGGCAAUGACCCAGGAGGGAUUAGUUGAUCGCUUAAGCAUGAAGAGAGAAGUGCAGUCUGCUCAGGAUUUUUUCUUAGAUUUUGAGAAAGUGGAGUUAGAUCCUGGUGAAAGAAUACGUUUACAUUCAGGUAACUCAUACAAGGUAAAUGGGCAGUUGCUGGAAAGUGGAUCGGAAAGGGAAAGUAUGAAUAACCUUGAAGGGGAUGAGUCUGACUCCUUGACUGAUUAUGGAAUUGUAGGAAGUAAAGAGAGCAUCAGUGCUCCGUUAAAAUUCGAUGACACUGGGUGUUGGAGGGAGAGAAAGGAAGAGUAUGGAACUGGACAAGAAUUUAAAUUUGACACUGGUCAUUUAGACUCUAUGCAAAAUGAAGAACUUUGUGGGGGUUACACAUGUGACAGUAAUGAUCAGGAUGAUGACCACAAUUUUGACAACGAUGGCAGUGAUGAAGGAAUAGAAGGUGAGAAUGAAAAGCCCACAUGCCAAGAUGAGGCUGAAGACACAGAUAACCCAUCGUGUGCCACCACUGUAAAGGAAAACAGAAGCAGUCAUGAAAAUCAAAGUAUUAAUAAAAUGUUUCUCCUGGAUAAAAUGCAUAAUUAUAAUUCCUUAGAGAACCAGCAAGGUGUGAAUGUUUUACAGCUAGAAUCAACUAGUAAAAGUAGCUUAGUUCCCGAAAGAAGCAGCCUUCCAGAAUAUACAGUGGAGGUUGUUAGGAAAAGCAAAGAUCUGUCGAGUUGUGAGAUGCUCUUUAAGAAUAUAUUGCUGCCUGUCAUUAAAGACACUGAAUCAGAAAACAUCUUUGGCCCUGUAAAUAUUUUACAUAAUACUAAUGUCUGUUCAACUUCUGAGUUAGAUAAUGAUCUAAUGAACGUGAAGUUUAAAUUGAUUGAAGGGCUGGAAUCUACUGACUCUGUGAAAGAUGGAGGUCAAUAUUUUGAGAAUGUAAUGUUUCGGGUUGACUCAUCCUUUGAUGAAACCAUUUGUCCUGAGCCCGACUUAGAAGGAAAACCUUCUGAGGAAAGCCAUUUGUCACCCACAGCCGUUGUAACCAACAAAGGUCAUCAAGGACAUGGAAGAGAUGUAAUUAACAAGAAAGAUGACAAUAAUGUGUUAAUAGAAGAUGAAACAUCAAUUCAUGAAACGUGCUCUAAUGAAAAAGUGCUUAUGGAAGGUCUUGUAGAUGAUAAAUAUUUGAAACUUUUGCCUUGUAAAAGUAAAAGGGAGAGUCUUGAUUCAGCUAAUAGUCAGUUUCCAUAUCUACCCAUUACAAACAAGGAAGAACAGAAUCAGAAAGGAAACCUUAAAAAAGCAACCAUGACUCUUAAAGAUGAACAGAAGAAUCUACAAACAAUGGUUAAUGAAAGUCCUGUUCAGUUUGAGAAUCUUGAAGAAAUAUUUGACGCAUCAAUUUCCAAAGUGAUCAGUGACGACAUGAGCUCAGACGUUAUGUUGUCUGAAGGGACUCAAACUGUUGAGAAAGAUUCACUCACUGACAGGCCUGAGAAAGAGCUUGAUCUGUUUACUUAUUUGAAGCAUUGUGCUAAAAGUGUAAAAGCAAAAGAUGUUCUGAAACCAAAGGAAGAUAGCCCAAGCUGUAUUCUAGCAGCUUCCCCUCCCAUGGGAGCGCACUUACAGUUCGAAGUCAGUGAUACAAUAGAGAAGACAGCACUUACCCACAAAGUCUCAUCUCUACAUGAGACGGUGCAGUGGAAUGAUCUUUGUACAAAAGAAAGUAUCUCAGAAGAAGAAACAGAAGUUCCUGAGCUCACACCAGAAAGAGAUGAAAGCCCUCUAUUAGUCUUACCUCUCAGUAAUGUGGAAGGUCUUGGGAAAAAUAAUGAUUUUGUUCAGUCAGACAUCUCUACAAAUGGAAAAAGAAAUGGUAACUCCUGUAUCAAUAAGAAAGGAAGAAUGGAGCAAGCGCCACUCAAAGAAGAAGCCUUGUCUCCAGGACUCCAAGAAAAGGAGGUUCGGGUUCCUGAAUUACCUCAGGUAUUCAUUGAGGAUGUAAAGGAUAUUUUUAGAAGUAGAUUGAAAGAUGGCCAUGUGAAUCCUCAAGAGGCUGGAGAAACUUCAACCUGUGCAGACAUUAAAAUUUUAAUUCAAAACUUAGUGAAAAGAGUUAGCACAUCACAGACAAUAAAUGAAGCAUCUAAAGUACCUAGUGACUCUAAGAUUGGUGACUGUUCUGAAAUUUCCCCCAUGAAUAACUCACCAGACCUUAAAGAAAAGUAUAGAGAUGAUGCAUUCUGUAUUUCAAGUCUAAAGUCUGAGCUUCUCCUUGAUAUACUUAAGCAAAAUCAGGAUAGCCAAAAAAUUAUGGGAGCCUUUGAACUGAUAAGAGAAGUAACUCAGAUAGGGUGUAACUUAGAGAAAAGAGCUAUCCCAUCUAAAGUUCUUUCACUGCAACUUGAACAUAUUUUCUACAAGCUGCUAGCUGAUGCGUAUUCAGAGCAAGUACAACAGGUUGGAGACCUGAAUCAAAAAUCAUCUGCUGCUUCUGAUACGGUGGGUGAAAAGCCACACAUUCUUGAUGAUCUUAAAAGCAAAGAAGGAAACCAUUGUUCCUCUAAUUUACAAAAUGUAAAAGAAAUUGGACAAGAAAAUUCCACUGUGUGUGCAUCAGCCUUGCCAAGAGAUGAGAAGCCAGAGGCAUUGCACAAUUAUUUCCCAAACCAUCUGGAAUGUUUUUCAGGGUCAAAAGGAAUGACUUCUGGAAGUAGCUCAAUGGAACAAGUCAUGGCAGAGCGUCAGCAGGAGUACAGAGAGAGGCUCCAGGGGAUAUGUGAUCUCCUCACCCAGACUGAAAACCACCUGAUUGGUCACCGAGAAGCCUUCGUGAUUGGAGAUGGCACAGUUGAGUUAAAGAAGUACCAGUCCAAGCAAGAGGAAUUACAGAAAGAUAUCCAGGGCAGUGCACUGGCGCUGGCAGAAGUAGUGAAGAACACGGAGAACUUCUUAAAAGAGAAUGGUGAAAAGCUGUCACGAGAAGAGAAAGCUUUGAUUGAGCAGAAACUCAGUGAAGCCAAGAUGAAGUGUGAACAGCUUAAUUUAAAGGCAGAACAGUCGAAAAAGGAACUGGAUAAAGUUGUGACAACAGCAAUUAAAGAAGAAACUGAAAAGGUUGCGGCUGUGAAGCAGCUGGAAGAGAGUAAAACCAAGAUAGAAGACCUUCUGGACUGGCUGUCAAAUGUUGACAGAGACUCAGAAAGGGCCGGGAUGGAGCAGAAACAGGUCAUCGAGCAGAACGGGACUCAUUUUCAAGAAGGUGACAGCAAGUUGGUGAUUGGAGAAGAGGGUGAAGUUAACGGUAACCUGUUGGAAACUGAUGUUGACGUGCCAGUUGGAACCACUGAGGAUAAUCUGAACCAGCAAUACCAGAAAGUGAAGGCCCGACAUGAGAAGAUCAUCUCUCAGCAUCAAGCCGUCCUCAUGGCCGCCCAGUCUGCGCAAGCCUUGCUUGAGAAACAGGGCCACUGUCUCUCUCCGGAGGAGAAAGAGAAACUACAGAAGAACAUGCACGAGCUGAAAGUGCAGUAUGAAACCGCCCUGGCCAAGUCGGAGAAGAAGAUGAAGUUAACGCAUUCUCUGCAGGAGGAGUUAGAAAAUUUCGAUGCUGAUUACAGUGAAUUUGAGCACUGGCUGCAACAGGCAGAACAAGAACUUGAAAAUCUGCAAGCAGGUGCAGACGACUUCAGCGGCUUACUGACCAAAUUGAAGAGGCAGAAGAGCUUCUCCGAAGACGUGAUUUCCCACAAAGGCGACUUGCGGUACAUCACCAUUUCUGGAAACAGAGUGUUAGAAGCAGCCAAAUCGUGCAGCAAGACAGAUGGCAGUGGCGUGGCCGACCAGGAGGGCAUCAACACCUCUGCAGCCCACAGAGAGGUCCAGAACAAACUGGAUCAUGCUACCGAUCGGUUCAAGUCUCUCUACUCUAAGUGCAAUAUUCUUGGGAAUAAUCUGAAAGACCUGGUGGAUAAAUAUCAACACUACAAAGAUGCUUUGUGUGGCCUUCUUUCUGGGCUCGAGGCCUGUGAAGUCACAGCAAACAAACACUUGUCCGAGCCCAUUGCUGUGGACCCUAAAAAUCUGCAGAGGCAGCUAGAAGAGGCCAAGGCUCUGCAAGGACAGAUUUCAAGUCAGCAGGUUGCUGUAGAAAAACUGAAAAAAACGGCCGAAGUGCUUUUAGAUGCCAAGGGAUCUUUACUUCCAGCCAAGAAUGAUAUCCAGAAAACACUGGAUGACAUUGUUGGGAGAUAUGACGAAGUGUCCAGGUCUGUCAUUGACCGAAAUGAGAAACUCCAGAUAACCCUGACCCGCUCACUGAGUGUGCAGGAUGGCCUGGACGAAAUGCUGGACUGGAUGGGAAGCGUGGAGAGCUCUAUGAGAGAAACAGGUCAAGUGCCCUUAAGUUCUGCUGCUCUUCAGGAUGUGAUCAGUAAACACAUUAUGCUGGAACAGGAUAUUGCAGGGCAUCAGAGCAGUAUAAAUGCUAUGAACGAGAAAGUGAAGAAAUUUAUGGAAACGACAGAUCCGUCCACGGCAUCUUCAUUGCAGGCCAGAAUGAAGGACUUGUCUGUUCGUUUUUCAGAAGCAAGUCAUAAACACAAAGAAAAACUCGCCAAAAUGGAGGACCUAAAAACUAAAGUUGAACUCUUUGAGAACCUCUCAGAAAAGCUCCAAACAUUUUUAGAAACAAAAACUCAGGCUCUUACUGAGGCAGAUGUGCCAGGAAAAGAUGUUACUGAAUUGUCUCAGUAUAUGCAGGAAUCAGCCUUUGAACUCUCAGAACACAAAAAAGAUCUUGAAGUUUUGCAUAGUCUCUUGAAGGAGAUUUCCAACCAUGGCUUGCCAGGUGAUAAGGCUCUCGUUUUUGAAAAAACAAAUAAUUUGUCGAAGAAAUUCAAGGAAAUGGAGGAUACUAUCAAAGAAAAAAAAGAAGCUGUGUCUUCUUGUCAAAAACAGAUGGAUGCUUUCCAAGUGCUUGUUAAGUCAUUCAAGUCAUGGAUAAAAGAAACCACAGAACGAGUUCCCAUUGUUCAGCCUUCCUUUGGUGCAGAGGACUUAGGAAAAUCUUUGGGAGAAGCUAAGAAAUUACAAGAAGAGUGGAGUUUAAAAACGCCAGAGAUUCAGAAAGUAAACAACAGUGGGAUCUCACUAUGUAACCUAAUAAGUGCGGUGACUACCCCUUCAAAGGCCAUAGCAGCAGUUAAAUCAGGUGGAGUAAUAUUAAAUGGUGAAGGAACAGCCACAGACUCUCAGGAUAUUUUGGCAAAUAAAGGAUUAACAUCCAUUAAAAAAGAUAUGACUGACAUAAGCCACGGUUAUGAAGAUCUUGGUCUCUUACUUAAGGACAAAAUAGCUGAAUUGAAUGCUAAGCUCUCCAAACUGCAGACGGCUCAGGAAGAAUCGAGUACAAUGAUGCAGUGGUUACAGAAGAUGAACAAAACUGCAGCCCAGCUGGAUCAGGCACCUGCACCUACAGACGCUCAAGCAGUGAGGACUCAAGUUGAGCAGAAUAAGUCAUUUGAGGCAGAACUGAAGCAAAAUGUAAACAAAGUACAGGAGUUGAAAGACAAGUUGACAGAACUGCUGGAGGAGAACCCACAUACUCCUGAAGUCCCCAAGUGGAAACAGAUGCUGACAGAAAUAGAUUCUAAGUGGCAAGAACUCAAUCAAUUGACAGCUGACAGACAGCAAAAACUGGAAGAAUCCUCUAAUAAUCUAACCCAAUUCCAAACUGUAGAAGCUCAGUUAAAACAAUGGCUUGUAGAGAAAGAACUGAUGGUCAGUGUUCUUGGGCCCUUGUCAAUUGACCCAAAUAUGCUAAACACACAAAGGCAGCAGGUGCAGAUUCUGCUGCAAGAAUUUGAUACCCGGAAACCUCAAUAUGAGCAGCUUACAGCAGCCGGUCAAGGCCUUCUGAGCAGACCUGGUGAACACCCUUCUUUCCAUGGGAUUGUGAAAGAGCAACUGGCAGCUGUGACCCAAAAAUGGGAUAGCCUAACAGGACAAUUGAGUGACAGAUGUGCCUGGAUUGACAAAGCCCUUGUUAAAAGCACCCAGUAUCAGAGUCUGCUGAGAAGCCUUUCUGGUAACCUGAGUGACCUGGAUCAUGAACUCAGCAGCAGUGUGGCUGUGAGCACACACCCUGAUGCUAUGAACCAGCAGCUGGAAACCGCCCAGAAAAUGAAGCAGGAAAUAGAGCAGGAAAUGAAGCAGAUAAAAGUGGCCCAGACCCUCUGUGAGGAUUUGUCAGCACUGGUUAAAGAAGAGUACUUGAAGGCAGAGCUUAGUAGGCAACUAGAAGGCAUCUUAAAAUCAUUUAAGGAUAUUGAAUGCAAAGCAGAGAGUCAUAUUCAGCACCUUCAGUCAGCCUGUGCGAGCUCUCAUCAAUUUCAGCGAAUGUCUCAAGAUUUUCAGGCUUGGUUGGAUACAAAGAAAGAAGAGCAAAGCAAGUCUCGCCCAAUAUCCGCCAGACUUGAUGUCUUGGAGUCGUUAAUUAAAGAUCAGAAAGACUUUAAUAAAACUUUGACCGCUCAGUCUAUUAUUUAUGAAAAAACCAUCACAGAAGGUGAAAAUCUGUUAUUAAAAACACAAGGGUCUGAGAAGGCAGCCUUACAGUUACAAAUAAACACAAUUAAGACCAACUGGGACAGGUUUAAUAACCAGGUGAAGGAAAGAGAAGAAAAGGUAAAAGAUUCAUUGGAAAAAGCUCUCAAGUAUAAAGAGCAUGUAGAGACUCUCCAGCCAUGGAUAGACAGGUGUCAGAACGACCUGCAGGAAAUACAGUUUUCCUUGGAUCCUGCUGAAACAGAGGAUUCUGUUGGCAAGUUAAAGUCUCUGCAGAAGGAAGUGAACCAACACUUGGGGAUGGUAGAAGUGCUGAACAGCGCCGCCAAUAGCUUGCUCAGUGUCUGUGAGAUCGACAAAGAGGUUGUCACGGAUGAGAAUCAGUCACUGAUCCAGAAGGUAGACAUGGUCACUGAACAACUUCACAGUAAGAAACUCUCUCUCGAGAACAUGGCCCAGAAGUUUAAAGAAUUUCAAGAAGUUUCCAGAGAAGCUCAAAGGCAGCUUCAGUGUGCAAAGGAACAGCUGGAGGCCGAUAAUUCCCUGGGACCCCAGGCCUGCAGUAAUAAAUACCUGACCACACUGCAGACCCAGCAGAAGUCACUUCAGACCUUGAAGCAUCAGGUCGAUUUGGCCAAAGGACUUGCCCAGGACCUCGUGGUGGAAGCCUCAGACUCAAAGGGAACCUCUGAUGUUCUGUUGCAAGUGGAAACCUUAGCUCAAGAGCAGAGUGCCCUAAGCCGGCAGGUUGCCGACAAGUGUUCCUUUUUAGAAACCAAGCUUCAGGGCAUCGGGCAUUUCCAGAAUACCAUACGAGAAAUGUUUUCUCAGUUUGCAGAGUUUGAUGAUGAACUGGACGGCAUGGCCCCAGUGGGGAGAGAUGUAGAAACUCUGCAGAAGCAAAGGGAGGCUAUUAAAGCCUUUCUGAAGAAACUGGAAGCUCUCAUAGAGAACAAUGGCAAUGCCAAUAAAACCUGCAAGAUGAUGCUGGCCAUGGAAGAAGCCUUGCCUGACUUUGUUGGAAUCAAAAGGGACUUGGAGGCUUUAAGCAAACAAUGCAACAAGUUGCUGGACCGAGCCCAAGCCCGAGAAGAGCAUGUUGAAGGGACAAUUGAGCGUCUGGAAGAAUUCUACAGCAAAUUGAAGGAAUUUUCUGCUCUGCUUAAGAAGGCUGAAGAACAUGAAGAGUCUCAAGGCCCUGUUAGUAUGGAAACAGAGACAAUUAACCAGCAGCUUAACGUGUUCAAGGUAUUCCAAAAAGAAGAGAUUGAGCCCUUGCAGGUUAAACAGCAAGAUGUCAACUGGUUAGGUCAAGGCCUUAUUCAGAGUGCUGCUAAAAACACCAGCACGCAGGCUUUGGAGCAUGACCUGGACGAAGUCAAUGCAUUGUGGAAGACUCUCAGUAAGAAGGUGGCUCAGCGAGCAGCGCAGCUGCAGGAGGCCUUGCUGCACUGCGGAAGGUUCCAGGAUUCCCUGGAGUCCCUGCUCAGCUGGCUGGUGGACACCGAGGAGCUCGUGGCCAAUCAGAAGCCCCCAUCAGCCGAGCUCAAAGUGGUGAAGGCUCAGAUACAGGAGCAAAAGCUUCUCCAAAGAUUGUUGGAUGAUGGCAAAUCUACUGUGGAGGUAAUCAAACAAAAAGGAGAAAAAAUUGCUGCAACAGCAGAACCUGCAGAUAAAGUGAAGAUUUUGAAACAGCUGAGUCUCUUGGAUAGCAGAUGGCAGGCACUGCUUAGUAAAGCCGAGACACGGAAUCGUCAGUUGGAAGGUAUCUCCGUGGUAGCCCAGCAAUUUCAUGAAACCUUAGAACCACUGAAUGAGUGGCUUACAACCGUAGAAAAGAGGCUGGCAAAUUCUGAGCCCAUCGGAACCCAAGCAUCUAAACUUGAGGAACAGAUUGCCCAGCACAAAGCUUUAGAAGAUGAUAUCACCCAUCACAAUAAACAUUUACAUCAGGCUGUUAGCAUUGGCCAGUCCUUAAAGAUUUUGAGCUCCAGGGAGGAUAAAGAUAUGGUGCAGAAUAAAUUAGCCUCCUCUCAAAUGUGGUAUACUGAGAUUCAAGAGAAAAGUCACAGCAGGUCUGAGCUUCUCCAGCAGGCCUUAUGUAAUGCUAAGAUUUUUGGGGAAGGUGAAGUUGAACUGAUGAACUGGCUGAACGAAGUGCAUGACAAAAUGAGCAAACUCUCAGUCCAGGAUUACAGCACUGAGGGACUGUGGAAGCAGCAGGCUGAACUUCGGGUUCUACAAGAGGACAUCCUACUCAGGAAACAAAAUGUAGAUCGGGCCUUACUGAAUGGGUUAGAACUACUUAAACAAACAACAGGUGAUGAAGUUUUAAUCAUUCAAGAUAAAUUGGAAACCAUUAAAGCAAGGUAUAAAGACAUUACUAAGCUGAGCACGGAUGUCGCCAAGACCCUGGACCAUGCGCUGCAGCUGGCACAGCGGCUGCAUGCUACACGUGAGGAGCUCUGUACCUGGCUGGACAAAGUGCAGGUGGAACUGCUUUCAUAUGAAACUCAGGUCCUGCAGGGAGAAGCGGCAAGCCAAGCCCAAGCGAGACAACAAGAGCUGAAGAAGGAAGCCCAGAGCAACAAAGCCUUACUGGACGCCCUUAAUGAAGUGACCAGUGCUUUACUGGAACUGGUGCCCUGGAGGGCCAGGGAAGGGCUUGAGAAAAUAGUGGCUGAGGACAAUGACCGCUACCGCCUGGUGAGAGACACCAUCACUCAGAAGGUGGAGGAGAUCGACGCUGCCCUUCUGAGGUCACAGCAGUUUGACCAAGCAGCUGAUGCUGAGUUAUCCUGGAUUACAGAAACAGAGAAGAAAUUGAUGUCUUUGGGUGACAUCCGGCUUGAGCAAGACCAGACCUCUGCUCAGCUGCAGGUUCAAAAGACAUUCACCAUGGAGAUUUUGAGGCACAAAGAUAUUAUUGAUGAACUUGUUAAAUCUGGACAUAAAAUCAUGACCACAUGCAGGGAAGAGGAAAAGCAAUCAAUGAAGAAAAAACUGGACAAGAUACUGAAGAAUUAUGAUACCAUCUGCCAAAUGAACUCAGAGAGAUACCUACAGCUAGAAAGGGCACAGUCCCUGGUUAACCAGUUCUGGGAAACAUAUGAAGAACUUUGGCCAUGGCUGACAGAAACAGAAAGAAUCAUCUCUCAGCUUCCUGCCCCAGCUCUUGAAUAUGAAACUCUAAGACAGCAGCAGGAAGAACAUAGGCAACUGCGAGAGCUGAUAGCCGAACACAAACCUCAUAUAGAUAAGAUGAACAAAACUGGGCCACAGUUGCUGGAAUUGAGCCCAGGGGAAGGCUUUUCCAUCCAAGAGAAGUAUGUGGCAGCCGACACCCUUUACAGUCAAAUUAAAGAAGAUGUCAAAAAGCGAGCUGUGGCCCUGGAUGAAGCCAUUUCUCAAUCUACUCAGUUCCACGACAAGAUCGACCAGGUCCUGGAGAGCCUCGAACGCAUCGUGGAGCUUUUGAGGCAGCCACCUUCUAUCUCUGCUGAGGUGGAGAAGAUUAAGGAGCAGAUCCGUGAAAAUAAGAACAUGUCAGUAGACAUGGAAAACCUACAACCAUUGUAUGAAACUCUUAAACAGAGGGGAGAGGAAAUGAUUGCUCGCUCCGGGGGCACUGACAAAGACGUAUCUGCCAAAGCUGUUAAGGAUAAGCUUGACAAAAUGGUUUUCUUUUGGGAGAACAUACACACGCUGGUGGAAGUAAGGGAAGCCAAACUACUGGAUGUCAUGGAAUUAGCAGAGAAGUUCUGGUGUGAUCACAUGUCGCUGGUGGUUACCACUAAAGAUGCACAAGAUUUCAUCCGGGAUCUGAAGGAUCCUGGCAUUGAUCCCUCAGUGGUAAAACAACAGCAAGAAGCAGCAGAGUCCAUAAGGGAAGAAAUAGAUGGGCUGCAGGAAGAGCUGGAUACAGUUAUCAACCUGGGUUCUGAACUCAUCGCUGCAUGUGGGGAACCAGAUAAACCCAUUGUCAAGAAGAGUAUAGAUGAGUUACAUUCAGCGUGGGAUUCUCUCAAUAAAGCUUGGAAAGACCGGGUGGACAAACUGGAGGAGGCGAUGCAGGCCGCUGUUCAGUACCAGGACGGCCUGCAGGCAAUAUUCGACUGGCUGGAUAUUGCAGGUGGUAAAUUAGCUUCAAUGUCUCCAAUUGGAACAGAUCUUGACUUCGUUGUCAAGCAGCAGAUUGAAGAGCUAAAGCAAUUUAAGUCAGAGGCCUACCAACAACAGAUAGAAAUGGAAAGACUGAAACACCAAGCAGAGCUUCUGCUGAAGAAAGUAACAGAAGAGAGCGACAAACGCACUGUUCAAGACCCAUUAAUGGAACUGAAAUCGAUAUGGAAUAGUCUGGAGGAGAGAAUUAUCAAUCGACAGCAUAAGCUGGAGGGUGCUCUGUUAGCACUGGGGCAGUUCCAGCACGCUCUCGACGAACUCUUGGCCUGGCUGACUCACACCGAGGGCUUGCUAAGUGAACAGAAACCUGUUGAAGGAGACCCUAAAGCCAUCGAAAUUGAACUUGCCAAGCACCACGUGCUUCAAAAUGAUGUAUUAGCCCAUCAGUCCACUGUGGAAGCCGUUAACAAAGCAGGAAAUGAUCUAAUUGAAUCAAGUGCAGGUGAAAAAGCAAACAACCUUCAGAACAAGCUGGAGGUUUUGAAUCAACGCUGGCAAAAUGUUUUGGAAAAAACAGAGCAAAGGAAGCAGCAGCUGGAUGGUGCCUUGCGCCAGGCCAAAAGCUUCCAUGGUGAAAUUGAGGGUUUGCAACAGUGGCUGACUGACACAGAGCGUCAUCUGUUAGCAUCCAAGCCUCCGGGAGGUUUGCCAGAAACAGCCAAGGAGCAGCUUGACGCCCACAUGGAAAUCUGUGCUGCCUUUGAUGUUAAAGAAGAAACAUAUAGAAGCCUGAUGCAGAAAGGCCAGCAGACGCUUGCAAGGUGCCCCAAAUCUGCAGAGACAAAUAUUGACCAAGACAUAAAUAACUUGAAAGAAAAAUGGGAAUCUGUGGAAACCAAACUCAAUGAAAGAAAAACUAAACUGGAAGAGGCCCUCAACUUGGCAUUGGAGUUCCACAGUUCUCUCCAAAACUUUAUCAAGUGGCUUACCCAGGCUGAACAGACCCUAAAUGUAGCUUCUCGGCCAAGUCUUAUCUUGGACACAGUCUUAUUUCAAAUGGACGAACACAAGGUCUUUGCCAAUGAAGUAAAUUCUCACCGUGAUCAGAUAAUAGAGCUGGACAAAACUGGAACCCACCUGAAGUAUUUCAGUCAGAAACAAGAUGUUGUCCUAAUUAAAAAUCUACUGAUCAGUGUACAAAGUCGAUGGGAAAAAGUGGUUCAACGGUUGGUAGAAAGAGGAAGAUCCUUGGAUGAUGCAAGGAAGAGGGCCAAGCAGUUCCACGAAGCUUGGAGUAAACUUAUGGAGUGGCUGGAAGAGUCAGAAAACUCUUUGGAUUCUGAACUGGAAAUUGCCAAUGAUCCAGACAAAAUUAAAACACAACUUGCACAGCACAAGGAGUUUCAAAAAUCACUGGGAGCCAAGCAUUCUGUCUAUGACACCACCACCAGAACUGGGCGUUCUCUGAAGGAGAAAACCUCCCUGGCUGAUGACAACCAGAAACUGGAUGACAUGCUGAGUGAACUCAGAGAAAAAUGGAAUAUCGUCUGUGGAAAAUCUGUGGAAAGACAAAACAAGUUGGAAGAAGCCCUGCUAUUCUCUGGACAAUUCACAGAUGCCCUUCAGGCCCUCAAUGACUGGUUGUAUAGAGUUGAACCCCAACUGGCAGAAGACCAGCCUGUCUAUGGAGACGUUAAUUUAUUGGUUAUUAUGAUCGAGAAUCACAAGGUCUUCCAAAAAGAGCUGGAGAAGAGGGCCAGAAGCGUGCAGGCCCUGGAGCGCUCGGCCCGAGAGCUCACUGAAGGCAGCCGAGACGACUCCUCCUGGGUCAAGGUCCAGAUGCAGGAGUUAAGCACACGCUGGGACACCGUGUGCGCGCUUUCUGUAUCAAAGCAAACACGGCUGGAGGCGGCUCUGCGUCAGGCGGAGGAGUUUCACCACAUGGUGCACCCCCUGCUGGAGUGGCUGGCAGACGCAGAGGAGACCCUCCUUUUCCAUGACGUUCUCCCAGAGGAUGAGGAUGGUCUUCGGACUCUCAUUGAUCAGCAUAAAGAAUUCAUGAAGAAACUGGAAGAAAAACAAGCAGAACUAAAUAAAGCUACCAGCAUGGGAAACGCUCUGCUGGCCCUCUGCCCCCCUGACUGCAGCACCUCCUUUAAGCACUGGAUAACGCUCAUCUGGGCCAGGUUUGAGGAGGUGCUGGCGUGCGCCCAGCAGUAUCAGCAGAGGUUAGCCGGCACCCUGGCCGGGCUCCUCGCUACACAGGAACUGUUGGAAGCUCUGCUGGCAUGGCUGCAAUGGGCCGAAACCACACUGAGUGAUAAGGAUAAGGAAGUCAUCCCCCAGGACACUGAAGAGGUGAAAGCCCUCAUUGCGGAGCACCAGACCUUCAUGGAGGAAAUGACCAGAAAACAACCCGAUGUGGAUAAAGUUACCAAGACCUAUAAGAGGAGAGCAGCUGAUCCCUCUUCAUUGCAGUCCUAUAUCCCGGUCUUGGAUAAGGGACAAGCAGGAAGAAAAUGCUUCCCAGCCUCAAGCUUAUAUCCCUCUGGAUCACAGACACAAAUCGAAACCAAGAAUCCCAGGGUCAACUUACUGGUGAGCAAAUGGCAGCAGGUGUGGCUCCUCGCACUGGAAAGGAGGAGAAAGCUCAACGACGCCUUGAACAGGCUGGACGAGCUGAGGGAAUUUGCUCAUUUUGAUUUUGAUACCUGGCGCAAAAAGUACAUGAGAUGGAUGAAUCACAAGAAGUCUCGAGUGAUGGAUUUCUUCAGGAGGAUCGAUAAAGAUCAGGAUGGGAAAAUAACCCGGCAAGAAUUUAUUGAUGGAAUUCUUUCCUCAAAGUUUCCAACCAGUCACCUGGAGAUGAGCGCUGUUGCCGAUAUCUUUGACAGAGACGGGGAUGGAUACAUUGACUACUAUGAAUUCAUAGCAGCCCUUCAUCCAAAUAGAGAUGCAUAUAAACCUGUCACCGAUGCCGACAAAAUCGAAGACGAGGUGACAAGGCAGGUAGCUAAGUGUAAAUGUGCAAAACGAUUUCAAGUUGAACAGAUUGGUGAUAACAAAUACAGGUUCUUCCUGGGAAAUCAGUUUGGAGACUCCCAACAACUGCGACUUGUUCGAAUCUUACGAAGCACUGUGAUGGUUCGUGUUGGAGGUGGAUGGAUGGCACUUGAUGAGUUCUUGGUGAAAAAUGAUCCUUGCAGGGUUCAUCAUCAUGGGAGUAAAAUGUUACGUUCGGAAUCAAACUCUUCAAUUACUACUACUCAGCCUACUAUAGCUAAAGGAAGGACGAACAUGGAACUUCGGGAGAAGUUCAUAUUAGCGGACGGUGCCAACCAGGGGAUGGUUGCUUUCCGACCCUGGGGCCGGAGAUCGCGGCCGUCCUCGCGAGGAGCUUCACCCAAUCGAUCAACAUCUGUGUCCAGUCCUGCUGGCCAGGCGGCCUGCGCCCAGGUCCCCGCCGCCAGCACACCCAAGAUUCUCCAUCCUUUAACACGCAAUUACAGUAAACCCUGGUUGACAAACAGCAAAGUGUCAACUCCUGGUAAAGCAGCAGAGUGCUCAGACCUUUCCGUGCCAUCUGCAGAGGGAACACCGAUACAAGGGAGCAAGCUUCGACUCCCAGGGUAUUUAUCAGGGAAAGGCUUCCACUCUGGAGAGGACAGUGGCUUGAUAACAACCGCAGCCGCCAGAAUCCGAACACAGUUUGCUGAUCCCAAGAAGACUCCCAGCCGAGCGGGCAGCAGAGCGGGCAGCAGAGCGGGCAGCAGAGCCAGCAGCCGUCGGGGCAGUGACGCGUCAGACUUUGACAUUUCAGAAAUCCAGUCCGUGUGCUCAGACGUGGAGACCGUCCCCCCGACGCGCAGGCCUGCCCCCCGAGCGGGUUCUCGGCCGUCCAAAGCCAAGCCUUCCAAGAUCCCCACGCCCCAGAGGAAGUUACCUGCCAGCAAAUUGGGCAAGUCCUCAAAGAGAUAGUGCGACUGGUUCCACCAACGCCCUUCCUUGAGCAUUUCUUAUUUAAGUUUGAAAGAUGUAAAAUGUGAUGUAGAAAUUAUUGUGAAAUCUUGCAAGAGGUGAAUUUAAAAAUCUGCAGAUGGCCUUAUUUGUGUAUUUGUCUUUUUACUUUAUCUGUAUAAUUUUUUGUCAGAUAUUCUGGGGUAAAAGUCACAUCACAGGUGAGGGGGGAGAAAGCGCUUAACAGGCACUAAUGUUUCUGCACCGUGAUGUGUAGAGCGCACACUAAAAUCAGUUCCUCUGCCUACAGGUAAGCCCGCCUCUUCUGCCAGCCACAGCCCUACGUCAGUAGCUAACACUGAGGAUACCUCAUGACUUCUCUUGCUUUUGUGGAAAUUUGGAAAAGCCAAAAGACACACACAGGGGAUCUAUUUUCGAGAUGCUUUAAGUGCAAACUGAAAGAUGGAGGGCAGGCACACACAAACCACACGCAGCUCUUUCCGCAGUAUCUGACAGAACUCACAGGAAGUUACUUUAAGCACUUACCAGUGCUGUGUGACGUUUCAAGAACCUUGCAGCAUUUCUGUGCCAUUGCUUCACGUGAGGCCAGAGGUGUCCUGGAUACUAGACCUAUUAUACUGUAAGACAAUAAUUAUAAAGUGCAUUCAUAUAAAUGUGCGGUUUUCUUUUGCUUGAGUGGACAGUAGCAACUGUAUCAUUGAACUCAUUUUGUAUCAAAGCAAUUUUGCUUGCAGAAAGCUAUGAAAUAAAACAUGUCCCUUAA
Manis javanica (Malayan pangolin) is the source of this 23411-nucleotide messenger RNA. Lineage: Eukaryota; Metazoa; Chordata; Mammalia; Pholidota; Manidae. The record is from RefSeq and is a predicted model, not a curated record.